AUGCUGCACAACGACCCAUUCACAUGGACACCAACUGCGGAAACAGCUUAUAAGGAAAUAAAAGAUUUCUUGAUUUCACCGCAGGUUUUGAUAGCGUAUGAUCCAAAACUUCCGUUAUUACUAGCGACAGACGCCAGUAAAGUAGGAUUGGGCGCAGUCUUAUCACAUCGCCUCAACAAUGGAGAGGACCGACCAAUUGCCUACGCAAGUCGCACGCUCAGCAGCACAGAACAAAAAUAUCCGCAGAUUGACAAAGAAGCAUUAGCCAUAGUCUGGACUAUACGCAAAUUUUUCCACUAUCUUUAUGCACGACAUUUUAUAUUAAUCACGGACCAUAAACCACUGACACAAAUCCUGCACCCGGAAAAAUCGCUUCCAGUAUUGUGUAUCAGUCGGAUGGCAAACUACGCAGACUAUUUAUCACAUUUCAAUUACAAUAUUGAAUUCAGAAUAACGAAGGAGAAUGUAAACGCUGACUACUGCUCCAGAGCACCAGUUUCUAUACAGAGGAAAUUAACGAACAAAGAAGAAGGAGAAGAAGCAGAGCAAUUCGAUGACUUUGAUUAUUUCAUUUUGAACCAAGUAAGACAACUUCCAAUCCGAGCAGAGCAGAUAUCACGCGAAACACGGAAGGACCCGCAUCUUGGGAAAAUUGUGCAAGCUCUACAAUCAGGCCAUAACCUCACAAGCGCAGGAUACAAAGCCCCAGAGGCAAAUUAUACACUGGCCGCCAAUUGCCUAUUGUUCGAACAUAGAGUAGUGGUGCCAUCCUCACUUCGUCAACCGAUCCUAGAGGACCUACACGCAGCCCACCUGGGCAUUGUAAAAAUGAAGGGAAUGGCACGUUCAUUCGUUUACUGGCCCGGUAUCGAUGCAGAUAUCGAGCGAGUGGCAAAAGCAUGUACUCAGUGCGCCGAACAUGCACGGGCUCCUCCUCAGAUGCGAAACCACCAUUGGGAAUAUCCAAGAGGACCCUGGGAGCGUAUUCACGUCGAUUACGCAGGACCGGUAGCAGGAGUCAUGUUACUCAUAAUCGUUGAUGCGUACAGUAAAUGGAUGGAAGUUAAACCGACGAAUUCCACCACGAGCACAGCAACAAUAGCGAUCCUUGAUGAGCUGUUCACAGCAUAUGGGGCCCCCAUCACAAUAGUGUCGGAUAACGGUACCCCAUUUACAUCAGCCGAGUUCCAGAAGUUUCUCCAAAUGAGCGGAGUUAAAUAUCACAAGCGGAUAGCCCCAUAUCACCCGUCAACAAAUGGACAGGCUGAACGUUAUGUCCAGACGACGAAGGAUAAACUAAAAAGAAUGGCAACCACUCCAAGCACCAUUCGACAAGAUUUGAAUGAAUUCCUUCGACAGUAUCGGAAGGCCCCUCAUUCCACUACGGGGCAAUCUCCGGCCCAGCUGUUUCUAGGAAGGAAUCUGCGCACCCGCCUAGACCUUGUUCGACCGCAAGACACACACGAGAGAAUUUUAGAAAAACAACAAGUGGAGUUCAAACCGCCUUCGCGAAACCUCCAUUACGAGAUUGAUUACCAGGGGAAACGGUUCAAGCGUCAUCUUGACCAAAUACGUGCCUUCCAAGGGCCAGACCUGCAAGCUGAUUUAGAUCCCCCGCCGACUCCGGAAAAAGUACCGGAACAACCCCGACGUAUUCGAUUCUACGAGACAGAACCAGGGCCGCGCAAUGAACCCCCAGCACCCAGAGAAGUACCACCGCCACAUCAUCCUCCAGAGGUUCCAACGCCUCCUGCGACACCACCCGGACAUCAUCCGCCAGGGCAGGCCAGAGUUGAAAUACCGCGACGAUCUACACGCCAACGACGACAGCCCCAGCGCUACACCCCACCAGUCAAUCCAGGUGGUGGUAUAACAACCAAUGGUGUUCGUGAAUUUCGUGAUAUUCCUGCCCAGACCAUUACGGAACCUCCAUAA
This is a messenger RNA of Trachymyrmex cornetzi, 1935 nucleotides long. RefSeq lists its product as uncharacterized. Gene Ontology annotation, molecular function: nucleic acid binding. Gene Ontology annotation, biological process: DNA integration. Lineage: Eukaryota; Metazoa; Arthropoda; Insecta; Hymenoptera; Formicidae. The transcript has 3 exons. The coding region runs from base 1 to 1935 and encodes 644 amino acids. The record is from RefSeq and is a predicted model, not a curated record.